AUGUGGUCGGAUUCCUUCCCUGCUCUAACGUUUUCACAGUUUUGGGAUCAGUUCACUCAGGAGCCAAACGUGUUCUAUACAAUGGACCAAACUGUUCUCGACUCGGCAUUUAACUCUCCUGUCGAUUCGGGAAUCGGCGGAACUGCUGGAUCUGGAUCUGGAUCGUCGGCCCAUUUCGGAGUGGGAACUAAUCGUGAGACAACACUCGAGCCACCUUCGAUUUCACCAACAAUUGUAGUUUCAGUGAGAUCGUCGAGUCGUUCAACGGAUGGAACUGAUUCGACGGACGGUGCAAACUCGGAUAACGUCACUGGUUCAACUGGAUCCACUCCAGCUCAUCAUUCAAUCACUAAUCUCAAUAUGGCGUUGUCUCAACACUCGGUUGAUUCGGCGACUUCUGCUUCUUCAGCCAACCCGUUUCCUCAUUUUAAUCAAGCGGAUCUUCUGAACUUCCAUCAAAACUCCUUACUGCCGCAUCACAUGUUCUCUCAAUUCGGAAGAUAUCCACAGUUCGAACAAAAGCCAGACGUGGGGGUGCUUCAGCAACAGAUGCAGAUGCGAGAAGCGAAACCUUACAAAUGCACACAGUGCGUUAAGGCGUUCGCCAACUCGUCAUACCUCUCGCAGCACAUGCGUAUCCAUCUAGGAAUCAAGCCAUUCGGCCCGUGCAAUUAUUGUGGAAAGAAGUUUACUCAGUUAUCACAUCUUCAACAACAUAUUCGGACACAUACUGGAGAGAAGCCUUAUAAGUGCAAAUUCACUGGAUGCGACAAAGCCUUCUCUCAACUCAGCAAUCUCCAAUCCCAUUCUCGAUGUCAUCAAUCAGACAAACCAUUCAAAUGCAACAGUUGUUACAAGUGUUUUACUGAUGAACAAAGUCUUCUUGACCAUAUUCCAAAGCAUAAAGAAUCCAAGCAUUUGAAGCGUCUUAAGAUUCACAUUUGCCCAUUUUGCGGAAAGUCGUACACUCAACAGACCUACCUGCAAAAGCAUAUGACGAAACAUGCAGAUAGAUCGAAGACCAAUAACUUUGGAAACGAAGUAGUCCCUGCUGAUCCAUUCGAUCCAUCGCUUCUCUCAUGGAAUCCAAUGCAAGGAAUGGGAGAUAAUGCUCAUGAUGCGUCAAGCUUCAAUAUCAGUUCGCUUACAGAUCAAUUCGCUGCCAACUCGAUGAUCGGCUCACAGAGCACACCCUACAAUCCAGCAUUCCAGAAUAGUGCAUUCAGUCAGUUGUUCAAUAUUCGAAACAAUCGAUAUCUGUCGGAAUAUCCAACGAGUACGAAGAAUGGAGAGAGGACUCCGGGAUUCAACAUGAUAACUCCACUUGAAAACAUCCAACGUUACAACGGCGCCUCAUCUGCCACCGCCGUCGUCACUGCUACUGGAUCCGCCGUCGUCUCCUCGACGCCUUCAUCUACGUCAUCAUCAUCAGCCGCCUCAUCGUCAAGUCAAGGAGGUGCAUUCAAUCCGCAGUCACUGAUAAAUAAUAUGAAAAAUCAUUCCUACUAA
Molecule: messenger RNA, 1509 nt
Organism: Caenorhabditis remanei
Lineage: Eukaryota; Metazoa; Nematoda; Chromadorea; Rhabditida; Rhabditidae
Exons: 10
Coding region: 1-1509 (502 amino acids)
Biological process (GO): regulation of transcription by RNA polymerase II
Cellular component (GO): nucleus
Molecular function (GO): sequence-specific DNA binding; DNA-binding transcription factor activity, RNA polymerase II-specific
Source: RefSeq, a predicted model, not a curated record